AUGAAGCAAAAACGUGGCAGUCGGCUGUUAAAUGGGUUGGGUCUAAUUGUAGCACUGUGGGUAGGGUGGCUAUCCGUGUGUCCUCCGUUUGCCCACGCGGAAUAUAUACCGCCCGGACCGAAAUAUAAAUGCCCGGAAAAAACUAAGCUCAUCUACCCUUGCGUCUGCACCCACGGUACCGACGAUGGGCUAUACAUCCAGUGUGAAAACUCCAACCUGGCCAGCCUCUCCGUGGCAUUCAUCAACCUGGCCAGCACGAACGUACCGAUCGUUCAGCUUCGCUUGAAGCGAUGCAAAAUCAAGAAUCUGUUCGGAACGCUACUCCACAAGCUGUCGGUGAAACACCUGUACAUGACCGAUACACCGCUCGCCAGUAUUGCUGAUCACGCAUUUUACGGCAUCAACGAUACACUGCAGGAGCUUCAUCUGGUGCGCACCGAGUUAACACAGUUCCCAACGGCCGCACUUAAAAUACUGGGCCUUCUCAAAGUUCUCAACAUCGACGGACAUCGGAUCGAAACGCUACCGAAAGGAUCAUUUGCUGGGGCACAGUUCGAGUUCAGCCUCGAGAAGCUCCACCUGACCAACGGUCCACUUGGCGAGCUGGCAGCAGACAUAUUUGGUAGCUUAAAGAAAGUGAAAACACUCGAUCUUCAUGGCAAUCAGCUGACGGCGUUGAAGAAGGGUCAAUUUAAGGGAAUGCGGGAGGUGGAGAUACUCGAUCUGAGCUUCAACAAUCUCACCAAACUAGACGCUACCCAUGUAUCCGAUCUUACCAAGAUGACUUGGUGCAACGUCUCCAACAAUGCACUGACAGAAAUUACAAGAGGCACAUUUGCACGGAACACGGUACUGCGCGUAGUAAAUAUGGCCGCCAAUGCAAUACGAAAGAUUGAUGCAAACACAUUCCGUGGGAUGCGAUUCCUGCGACGGCUCUACCUGAGUGACAACAUGAUCAGCGAUGUUGGGCGCGGAACGUUCGGAUCGGUCACACGUAUCGGGACGAUCGAUUUGGCCCGUAAUCGCAUUAAGAAAGUGGACUAUCAAAUGUUCUUCCAGCUGAACUAUGUUGAGUUGAUCGAUCUGGCGGAAAAUGAAAUUACGGAAAUUCAGAAGGAUGCCUUCAAAGAUCUCUACCUGACGCACAUCAACAUUUCGCACAAUCGGCUCGAAACGAUCGAAUCCAAAUCGUUCAUCAACUGUGCCAACAUGACGGUGCUCGAUCUGUCCCACAAUCUCAUCCGCGCGAUCCCACGUACCGCGUUCGACGAAACGACGUACGCGACGGAAUGGAUCGUGACGCACAAUUUGCUAACCAACAUGACCCAGCUCCCGCUGUCCAACAUGACCGGGUUGAAGAUCCUGAACGUAUCGUACAACAAUCUCGUCGAGGUGCCGAAGAAUACCUUCCCGAAGCUGUACGAGCUGCAUACGAUCGACCUGUCGCACAACAACAUUUCGCACAUCUACAAUGCCGUCUUUCAGAAUCUUCUCUCACUGCGCAACCUCAACCUGAGCUACAAUGCGCUGGAAAAGAUCGGUCCGUCCACGUUCGGCACACUGCCAACAUUGCUCGACCUGGAUCUGAGCUACAACCGUCUGCGUGAUAUAACGCGCGGUGCACUCGCCAAAACGACGGGAUUAAGAUUUCUGCACAUGCAGUACAACAAGCUGGAGAAGGUGUUCCAGAUACCGAUAUCACUGAACGAGCUGAAUCUGUCCCACAACGAGAUCGCCGAAAUACCGGAGAAAACGUGGCCCACCAUGAAUUCGCUUCUAGGGCUCGACCUGAACCACAAUCGGUUGGCGAACAAUCUCGUACGGGGUAGUUUUGCCGGUCUGCUGACACUGCAGCGUCUACAUCUGGAGUCGAAUGGUAUCUCCACCAUACCGAAGGAUAGCUUCUCCGACCUUGGCACCAUGCAGUACCUCUAUCUUGCGCACAACAACAUUACCGAGCUGCCGAAAGGUGCGUUCGGAAGUUUGCCCAUUCUGUUCGAACUGCAGCUCACCAACAAUGGACUGGAGAGUGUUGCCGAGCGUGCCUUCGAUGGACUGCUGCAGCUACUGACGCUUAACAUGUCUAACAAUGUGCUACGCUCGGUACCGAACGGAGCAUUCCUGGGGUUGGUUUCGUUGCGACGACUCGAUAUGUCCCACAACUUGCUCAGCUCCUUGGACAACAAGACACACGGUUUGCUGGACGAUUGUCUCAGUCUGGACGAGAUCAAUCUUAGCCACAAUCGCAUUAGCUUCGUGACGCGAAAGACAUUCCCAUCGGAUCCAUACAUUCCGUACCGGUUACGAUCGGUCGACUUAAGCUACAACACCAUGUCCAUCGUAACGGGUGACAUGAAGGUUGGCACCGGCACGGUACACCAGCUGAAUCUGUCCCACAACAACAUUAAAGACAUCCGACCGAACGUUCUCGGCAAUCUGACGUCCCUCCGGGUGCUGGAUCUGUCCCACAACGAACUGUCCAAGCUGGAGAACGAGGUCUUUAGAAUGCCAGUAAACUUUACCACACUGUAUCUCCACCACAACAAGCUGUUCAAUGCGUCCUACGAGGCGUUGCUGCAGCUGCGCAACCUAACCUUGCUCGAUCUGCGUUCGAACGAGCUGACGCGCUUUGAACCGGAGCUGGUGCGCAAGAUGAAAGUGUCCAAUCUAACUGUGGCGCUCGGUGGCAAUCCUCUGCGGUGCGAUUGUUACAUGCGGCCACUCUUCCAUCACCUCCGGUUGCUACCUUCGAUCGGUGAUCUUUACCGGGAGCUAGAGUGUGCCGCCCCGAACUCGCUGGCCGGUGAACGUCUGUACAAUGUGACGGACGAGCUGUUGGCGUGUGUUCCGGCCGUUGAAGAUGAUGCGUUCCGACCGCUGCCGGAUCUACGGUUCCGUGAGAUUGCAUACUUCCGCGGGCAGCUGGUGGUGAACUGGUACGUGGCAGCAUCGUCCGAUGUCGCCGAUUUCUAUGUCUACAUACGUGACCGCGCGAAUCACAUCAUUGUCGAGCGGACGGUAGCGUACAGCAGCCGGUCAUUAGCGAUCGAUGGUAAUGACAUCCGGCCACAGAGUGAUCCCCAGCUGGAACUGUGCGUGUUGGCGAAAUCUAGUGACGGUGCGAUCAACUUCCUCGACAGCCAGUGCAUACCACUGCCGGCAGAUCUGGAUGCAGUGAAGCGGCAGUACAACGCACAGUACAACUACAAGUACCCGCUCAAUCUGGCCAAGGCCAGCGCUCGAUCGCGGGCGAGCAGUGAUAUACGCGCGGGCACAAUCAUUCCACCGCUCUUGCUCUGGCUGUUUGCUGUCGGCUAUCGGAUGCUCUAA
Molecule: messenger RNA, 3330 nt
Organism: Anopheles marshallii
Lineage: Eukaryota; Metazoa; Arthropoda; Insecta; Diptera; Culicidae
Gene: conv
Product: protein artichoke
Exons: 8
Coding region: 1-3330 (1109 amino acids)
Molecular function (GO): protein binding
Source: RefSeq, a predicted model, not a curated record